Molecule: messenger RNA, 3942 nt
Organism: Hibiscus syriacus
Lineage: Eukaryota; Viridiplantae; Streptophyta; Magnoliopsida; Malvales; Malvaceae
Product: DNA repair protein REV1
Exons: 24
Coding region: 107-3529 (1140 amino acids)
Biological process (GO): error-prone translesion synthesis; error-free translesion synthesis
Cellular component (GO): nucleus
Molecular function (GO): deoxycytidyl transferase activity; damaged DNA binding; DNA-directed DNA polymerase activity
Source: RefSeq, a predicted model, not a curated record
UGUUUGUUAGAUUGGAAUAUAUGAACUGAAAUUCUCCCGCUAAAUUUUGUUGUUGUUUUCUGUGGAGUCGGCGGUUUAGAUUUUAACAUAAAACUCUUCCGGAAAAAUGAGUCUGGAUUCCUCUAAUUCGAAACAACGAAGCAUCAAUUCAACUUCUUCAAACAAUCAAAGUAACACCAGCAAUAGCAAGAAGAGGAAAAGUAACCAGAAAACCUUAGGCAUGGCUUGGGGCGCCAAUUCUCUUUCCGGCUCUCGCCCCUCUUUCCGCUCUUCUCCUUUCUCUGAUUUCGGAAGUUAUAUGGCUGUGAAAAAUAAAAAGCUUCAAAAUCAGUUUGAUGCACAGGCUUCGAAUUCUAGUCGUAGUGAUUCUUAUACGAAACCUAUUUUUGACGGGGUUUCAAUUUUUGUUGAUGGUUUCACGAUUCCAUCUAGUCAGGAGCUGCGACAGUACAUGUUGAAUUAUGGUGGCCGAUUUGAGAAUUAUUUUUCAAGGCAUCGAGUCACACAUAUCAUAUGCAGCAACCUUCCUGACAGUAAAAUCAAGAAUCUCAGGUCAUUUAGCAGUGGACUCCCUGUAGUGAAACCUAUGUGGAUUCUAGAUUCUGUUGCUGCUAACAAACUCUUGAGUUGGGUUCCUUACCAGCUUAACCAACUUGCUAACAAUCAACCAACAUUGUCGUCCUUCUUCACUCCAAAAAGCAAACCUGCAGAUGAGGGUGCUUUUACAAAUCCAAUCUGUGAGGUAAAACAUGAAACUGGGCUUUUAUGUUUAAAGGAUGCAUCAAAGGAUGCAAGUUUUUCUGAAGCAGGUAAUUCCUUUGAAUGGAGGAAGCAAGCUACCGAAGAACACAACAAACUUAUGUGUGAAAAUUCUAAUAAAACCCUAAUCGAUGAGCCAAGUAAUAGGUAUAGUGAAGAACCUAAGGAAGUAGAAGUGUUAGAACCAACUAAUCUACAAGAGGAUGAUGAAAGCUUGGCAAACAACAGACAUCAGUCUUGUCCUGAACAAUCCUCUGCAUCUGUUAGUAGCCACUGUUUUGACAAUCGUGGUAUAAGAGGAUCACCCAGAUCAUCGGUCAUUGGACCUUCCAAGCAGCGGCAUUCCACUCUUAAGGAUCCCAAUUUUGUGGAGAAUUACUUCAAGAAUUCAAGGCUACAUUUCAUAGGAACCUGGAGAAAUAGAUAUCGCAACCGUUUUCCUAGCUUGUCAAAUGGCUGGACAAAGUCUACUAAUUCAGAUGUUUCUGCUGGUACACAGAAGACUCCCAUUAUCCACAUUGACAUGGACUGUUUCUUUGUCUCGGUGGUCAUCAGGAGCCAUCCUGAAUUAAAUGACAAGCCUGUAGCUGUAUGCCAUUCAUACAAUCCAAAAGGAACUGCUGAAAUCUCUUCUGCAAAUUAUUCUGCUCGAGAUUAUGGAAUUAAGGCGGGAAUGUUUGUUAGAGAUGCCAAGGGUCUUUGCCCUCAACUUGUUAUUCUCCCUUAUAACUUUGAAGCAUAUGAGGAGGUUGCUGAUAAGUUCUAUAACAUCUUGCAUAAACACUGCAACAGAGUUCAGGCUGUCAGCUGCGAUGAAGCAUUUUUAGAUGUCACAGACUUAGAAGGUAGAGAUCCUCAGCUUUUAGCUUCAGCAAUACGAAAAGAGAUAUAUGAAGCUACUGGAUGCAGUGCUAGUGCUGGGAUUGCAAAGAAUAUGCUCAUGGCCCGUCUAGCCACCAGUACUGCUAAACCAAAUGGUCAAUGUUAUAUCCAUCCUGAGAGGGUUGAUGAAUACUUGGAUCCACUUCCAUUAAAAGCACUCCCAGGAAUAGGUCAUGUACUGGCAGAAAAGUUGAAAAACAAAAAUGUUCAAACUUGCGGACAAUUGCGUUUAAUUUCUAAGGAUUCCCUUCAAAAGGAUUUUGGGAUUAAAACUGGUGAGAUGCUCUGGAAUUAUAGUAGAGGAGUGGAUAAUCGUCUUGUUGGGAUGAUUCAGGAGAGCAAGUCUGUGGGAGCUGAAGUGAACUGGGGUGUAAGAUUCAGGGAUUUUCAACAUGCUCAGCACUUCCUCUUAGACCUCUGCAAAGAGGUUUCAUUACGUUUGCAAGGUUGUGGGGUGCAAGGGCGAACUUUCACUCUUAAGAUAAAAAAGAGAAGGAAAGAUGCUGGAGAGCCUACAAAGUUCAUGGGUUGUGGAGACUGCGAAAACCUGAGCCACAGCAUUACGGUUUCAAUUGCUACUGAUGAUAUUGAAGUGCUUCAGAGAAUUACAAAGCAGCUUUUUGGAUCUUUCCACAUAGAUGUCAAGGACAUUCGAGGUGUUGGUUUGCAAGUUUCAAGGCUUGAAAGUGCAGAUACUUCUAGACAAGCACCUGAAAGGAACUCUUUGAAAUCAUGGCUCAUGUCUGCCUCAGAAAGUUCAAAGGAACAAUUUGAUAUCAAUAGCAUAGCCAAAGAAUGUAUGGGUACAGAUUCUGAAGGAAAGAAUAUGGAUGGAAAUUCAAGUGUGUUACACAAUGCUUCAGUGGAGAAUUCUGUUCAUGGGAUAAAUAAGCCAUCCAAUGGUGAGGGUUGUUCAAACCAGAACUCAAGUGUCCCACCUUUGUGCGACCUUGAUAUGGGAGUUGUGGAGAGUCUUCCUUCGGAGCUCCUCUCAGAAAUAAAUGAAAUUUAUGGCGGAAAGCUAUUUGAAUUGAUUACCAAAAGAAAGGUACGAGGUGACAAUAGCUCUAGAUCGUUAUGCUUCAUUCCUCCUGAACCGGCCCUAGUUGCAGAAGUGGAAGCAGAAACAUCUCACAAUUCUGAUCCUGUCUCAUUGAGCAGACCAGCAGUGGAAAUGAGGGAUGAACAGCCUAUAUUGCAAGAACUGCAGACAGUGCCAGAUUCUGGGGCCAGAUCCAAUAGUGUUGCAAUUUCCACUGCAGGACUUGAAAAUAAUGAUUUAGUGCCUUCUUCUCUAAGCCAAUUAGACACAUCAGUGUUACAGCAGUUGCCUGAGGAACUGAGAGCUGACAUAUUUGAGGCACUUCCUGCACACAGGAUUCAAGAAACCUCCGCCAUGGGUCCUAAGACAGAUAAUGAACGCCAUCCAUUGGGCAUCAAGUCUGCUGCUGACAAUCAACCUGGAUCAACUGGUACUGGUUUGAGCAACAAUCUUUGGAUUGGAAACCCUCCACUGUGGGUUGACAAGUUCAAAGUCAGCAAUUUGCCAAUAUUGAAAUUUGUUGCUGACAUGUAUUACAAAGCAAAUUCACCUGAGAGUUUAUCCUCAAUAUUGCAAUGCACUCUUGCUGAAUCCCUGCAUCCUUUAGAUUCAACAUGUGAUGCUUGGAAUGAAGCUAUUCACAGCUUCAAUGAGCUUCUCAUGAGUUAUGUUAAAUUGAAGAUAGUAGUGGAUAUCGAGGAGAUCUAUGUUUGUUUUCGUCUUCUAAGAAGGCUAAGUACCAAAUCAGAAUUCUUCUUGGAGGUGUACAAUCUAACCUUUCCCCACCUUCAGGCGUCUGUUGAUGAAAACUAUGGUGGAACCUUGAAUAUACAUCGGCAUAAUUAAUGCCACUAUCCAGGGACUGCUUACAUGUCGACAUUGAUCCUUCAUUCAGCUGGUGAAAAUUGAGCAAAUCAUCAAAGAAACUUUCACCAUUUCUAUAGUGGGCUGUGCAAGUUCCAUGAUUUAUAGGUUCUAGCUUAUUGAACUUGAACAUCAUUCCCGUGGCUUUUCUAUUUAUUCAGCCGUCCUUGUGCAUACAGCAUAUAUGCAGGUAACUUUUCUCUUAAUAGAUAUAUGUCAUUGACUCAUUGUCAUUGGUCUGUUUUUUGUUACUCUGAUUUUCCAUUUAUCUUCAGGUAUAUGUAUUCUAUAUUUUUGUUCAAUAAUAUUAUUAGAUGUGAGCAUAAAAUAUUUCAAAUAUAUUAGGAAUUGGGCAAAUACAGUUCCGAUGUUCAUCCGGAGUUGGGAUAAUACAG